AUUGUCAAAAGAUUUUUAACCUAUGCUUUGCAUUUUGCUCAGUGCUCACGAAAACGAAUAUAUUUUUACUUUACCAACAGUAAGCUUAAUUACAGUAACAAAAUUAUGAAUAACAUGUUCAAGCUAAAACUGUCCGCUUUAGGACACCCAAAUCCAGAGAGCUUCAACUGCAAUGAUAAAAGCGAGUACAGAAGUGUAGUACUAUGGUUAGAAGACCAGAAGAUAAGACAUUACAAAAUAGAAGAGCGGGAAGGGCUCAGGCAAAUCGAAAGUGACGAAUGGGAUGCGGCGUAUGAUACAUAUCAGAAAGACCUCGUCAGCCCUGUUAUUGAGGGCUCCCCGAAUGAACAGUUAAACUGGCUCAUGUCGUAUGCCGUCCGGUUAGAAUACGCGGACAAUGCUGAGAAGUACAAAGAAAUCAAAGUAGAACAACCCAAACAAGCUACACCUAAUGUAGUAUCUUCAAAUCCUUUGGAUAAUCUUGACUUCUCCAGUCCAGCAUUCAAACAAGGCAUUGAUAGAAUAUCAACCCUGGCCGGGAUUGGCCCUCAUCCUGACCCCAAGCUCCGCCUGGCAGCCCUGGCCAAAAUCUUGAAAACAAACCCACACCCUGAGCCCCCUGCAAGUGAUGCUAACAUUAUCCAACAGCCUUCUGACGUCUUGAAGCUCCUCUUUGUUCAGGAUUUGAGGGACUUGCAGACAAAGAUUAAUGAGGCCUUGGUAGCGGUCCAAAAAGUGACUGCUGAUCCUCGCACCGACACAAAGUUGGGCCGUGUGGGAAGAUAAUUUAUUAUGCUAAGUUAAGAUUUCAGUGGAAAGGAAGUUUGAUUGACAAAUUAAUUGUAUUGUUUUAGCAUUAGAAAGGCUUAACUUUCUGAUUGAUAAACACUGAAUACCGGGUUCGAAUCCCGGUAAGGGCAUUUAUUUGUGUGAUGAGCACAGAUAUUUGUUCCUGAGUCAUGGAUGUUGUCUAUGUAUAUAAGUAUUUAUAUAUUAUAUAUAUUGUCUGAGUACCC
Molecule: messenger RNA, 1016 nt
Organism: Leguminivora glycinivorella
Lineage: Eukaryota; Metazoa; Arthropoda; Insecta; Lepidoptera; Tortricidae
Product: RNA transcription, translation and transport factor protein
Exons: 4
Coding region: 106-786 (226 amino acids)
Biological process (GO): tRNA splicing, via endonucleolytic cleavage and ligation
Cellular component (GO): tRNA-splicing ligase complex
Molecular function (GO): RNA binding
Source: RefSeq, a predicted model, not a curated record